GCUGCCGACAUGAAGUUCGUCAUAGUAUUCGCCACCCUAGCAGCGUUCGCGAACGGGGGUACUGUGCCUGCUGUGGCAGUACCCGUCGUGGAAGGAGAGGGCACCAGCACCCACUACAAGUCGGAAGAUGGCCUAGGGAACUAUCAGUUCGGCUACGACAUCUCCCACACAUCCGGCGGUAACUUCCACAAGGAAACUGGCUCUGCUGGUUACAAGGCUGGUUCUUACGGUAUCCGCGACGCCGACGGACGCGUCCGUGUCGUGAACUACGUUGCUGACGAGAACGGCUUCCGCGCUGACGUCCAGACCAACGAACCAGGAGUCGAACCCAAAGAUCCAGCCCACGUCACCAUCAACAAGACUCCUUCGGUCGCACCUGUGCCGUCUGUCGCCUUUAACCUUCCCGUACAACCCCUGGUGACCGUUCAGAAACCAGCAUCAGUCGUCCUCGUUCCUCCCAAGACCACCGUCGUCGAAAAGACGGUCGCUCCUGGAUCCGUAGUGGCAGCUCCUCUGGUCUUCCAGCCAAACUACCCAGUCGUGCCCGGACGUGUCCCCGCACCAGCCCAUUUCGUGUCCUCGCCCUACGACGUUUACGGUCAAUACGCUCUACCCCAGUACCCGUACUAUGCCCCGUACGGUGCCGGAUACCCUGCUGGUUACCCCGCUUAUUACAACUACGCGUACCCCAAGGCACCCGUCUCCAACGUCGUUUCUUAUGAACGCGUAGUUGCUCCCCAGAGGGUUGUUCCGUACCCUGGACAAGUCCAGUUCGUGCAGCAUGCACCAUCUCUGCACCUCCUCAACCCAUGGGACCGGAAGUAGUUUUGGAAAGCGAGAAGAAACCCAAACUGGUGGCAUUGUGGCAAUACUGUUCGAAGGACCGGACGAAGUGGUGUGAAUGAUUCUUCUUUGACUGAUCUCCUCCUAUGUUUUCGUGUCGUUCGUGACACUGUUUGCUUGUUGUGCGCUUUUUGUUAAGCGUAUUUAUUCUGCACUGCCCCGUUAUUCACCUGUCUGCUGUUGUGUCUGUUAAAUUGGUCGAUAAAAUAA
Messenger RNA from Ornithodoros turicata, 1053 nucleotides. Its product is annotated as cuticle protein 19.8-like. NCBI's taxonomy places the organism in Eukaryota, Metazoa, Arthropoda, Arachnida, Ixodida, Argasidae. Gene Ontology annotation, cellular component: chitin-based extracellular matrix. The record is from RefSeq and is a predicted model, not a curated record. The transcript has 3 exons. The coding region runs from base 10 to 825 and encodes 271 amino acids. Gene Ontology annotation, molecular function: structural constituent of chitin-based larval cuticle.